Molecule: messenger RNA, 5168 nt
Organism: Mya arenaria
Lineage: Eukaryota; Metazoa; Mollusca; Bivalvia; Myida; Myidae
Product: vesicular integral-membrane protein VIP36-like
Exons: 9
Coding region: 14-1024 (336 amino acids)
Biological process (GO): endoplasmic reticulum organization; endoplasmic reticulum to Golgi vesicle-mediated transport; Golgi organization
Cellular component (GO): Golgi membrane; endoplasmic reticulum membrane; endoplasmic reticulum-Golgi intermediate compartment
Molecular function (GO): D-mannose binding
Source: RefSeq, a predicted model, not a curated record
CACACAUGUCAAAAUGGCGACACCCGGAAAAAUGAAUCUGUCAAUUUUUAACCUUUUGGUGAUUUUAAGUCUUACGACUGCAACUUGGAAUACUAAUGACUAUCUGAAGCGAGAACACUCAUUAGUGAAGCCAUUUCAAGGAGCUGGCAUGAAUAUUCCUCUAUGGGACUUCCUUGGGACAACAAUGGUGACCAGCAACUACAUUCGUCUAACACCUGACAGGCAGAGUACCCAGGGGGCAAUCUGGAACUCUGUGCCCUGCAGAGUAAAGAACUGGGAACUCCAUGUGCAGUUCAAGGUUCACGGAUCGGGUAAAAGUCUGUUUGGAGAUGGAUUCGUUGUUUGGUAUGCCAGGGAUAGACUCGAGCUGGGCCCUGUGUUUGGGAGCAGAGAUCGAUUUGUUGGCCUCGCCAUCAUAGCAGAUACUUACAGCAACCACAAUGGACCACAUAAUCAUCAACACCCAUAUAUCUCAGCCAUGGUUAACAAUGGAACAAUGAAUUACGACCAUGACAGGGACGGCACACACACUGAGCUCGCUGGCUGUUCCUCACUCUUUAGAAACAAGGACUAUGAUACAUACCUGGCCAUCAGAUAUGAGGGCUCUACAAGUAAACUUAAGGUGUCUAUGGAUAUUGAUGGUAAGAAUGGCUGGACGGAGUGUUUCACUGUGGACGGUGUCAGGCUGCCCCUGGGCUACUACUUUGGAGUCUCUGCCGCAACUGGACAACUUGCCGAUAACCAUGAUAUAAUGUCCUUGAAACUCUAUGAGCUUGAUGUUCCUGAGACGGAGGGAGACAAGCCAUUCACUGGAUUACCUGAGGCAGAUUUUUUUGCUUCACCGAGAGAUCAUGUUGAGGAUCCCAAGGGUGGAUUUAUGUCUGGUGGGGGUGGGGGAGGCUGGUCAGGGAUCAAAAUAUUCUUUGUAAUUUUACUCGUUAUUAUCGGAAUCAUUGUGUGUGGAGCUGUGGCGUAUGUUAUAUUCAACAGAGACGACCCUUCGAAACGAAAACGGUUUUACUAGAACAGUGCAUUUCAGUGUUAAAAAAUAAAUGUUCAAUUGUACUUGAUAAAAGAUUUUCUUAAGGUUAAAACCUGUGUAAAUGUGGUUUGCAAAUGUUUAUGUCAGUGAUCUUGAUGCAAGACAACAUUUGGAUAGAUGGAAGAAAUAUAGUGAAGGGAAUUGAAUGUUUAAAAGUUUUAGAUCAAAUUUUAUAGUGGCCUAACAAACCUGUUAUAUAUUUUUUAUUCACUGUGACAGUAAUACUAAAUAUCCUGUUUGAAAUUAUUAUAGUUAGGGUUAUAAACGAAGCUAUCUGUUGAGAAACACUUGACAUAAUCAUACCUAUUUAAUUAUAUAUUUGCAAACAUGUAUAUGGAGUGUGCAGUGCAUCUUUUAUUUCACUUACACACUAGUGUGACUGUUUAAGAGAAUAUUAAACUAUAUUGCAUUUUCUCGCCAGCUUUUGUGGUAGUGGAUAGCGCUUCCAUCCAGGCACAUUGUUAUGUUCAUUCAUGGCCUUAGAUUCAUUGCAGAUAUAAAUGUUCUGAGGUCUUAUAAUGUCAUUACCAGUCAUAUAAUGUACCAUGUCAUGUUUGUUGUUUGGUAAAUGAUUUGUACGUGAUUAUACAUGUUAUUUUAUUCUGUUGAGUGUUGUGCAGCUUGUAUAAUUGUACGGAUGUUUGGGAAAAGAUUUAACAUUGUGCAUGUAUCAGGGGUUCUUAAGUUCAGGUUUAAUUCUAAAAUCAGGAUACAGAGCUUUUAGCUUCAGGCUAUUGUACAGUUGUAAAGAUUGUUUUUCUGUUCAGAUAUUUGCAUCAAAAACAGUCGUUGAAAUGAUUAUUAAAAACUUUGGGCAUUAAAACCUGAUACGGUACCCAAACAGACCCUUGACUAUUUCCCAGGAUUGAUACUAAGCAGCUGGAAGAACCCCUGAUUUAUGUAACAGUUGUAAAAUUCAGGUAUUUUUGGUAUUUUCUUGUACUAAAGAUUGUUUUGAUAGAUCAGUCACGGUUAUUUAUCAAAUUCCUGAAAGUUAGUUGAAUGUUACUCAUUGCAUGUCAAACUUUUUAUCAAUUUUAUUGUAAUUCUUGGCUUUAAAACAUGUAUCUGUGGAGGGCGAGAGUGGUAAAGUGUUCCCCUCCGGGUACUCUAAAGGUUGUGGGUUUGAUCCCCACUAAGGUGAAAGUGGCCUUCCGGUCAAGAUGUCCACCACUCGCACAAGAGGUUGUGGAGUUGAUCUAAACCAGGAUGAGAGUGGUCUAGUGGUAAAGGUGUCUGAUACUCACUUUAUAGGGUUUGUGGGUUUGAUCCCCACAAGGCCCCUGGAAUCGCCACCAGUACUAAUUACUACCCAGUAAACAGAUUCAGAAGCUAAUAUAAUUUAGUUCAAACCAUUGGUUGAAAUGGCUUGUAGUAGUAAGUUGUUCAUUUUAUUAAGCAUAUUGAACUUGAUGUAAAUUGGUGUGAAAUCCAUGAAAAAAACCAGUGCUAUUAUCUGUAUGUAUUUACAUGUUAUGAAAGUGACUCAAAUAACACAUGUUUUUGUUAAUGGCUGUAAGUAAAGUAGCGCAAUAAAGAAACUAAGAAUGCAAAAUAUACCAGUUCAAUCAAGAAAUUACUUGGUAUGACUUGAUUCUGAAAUUUGUUGCUUGCUUGCACAGAGUACUUCUCUGUAUAACAGUUUCAUUUAUGCAUAUUUAAAUUGAGAUGAAAAUCAAGUAGCCAUUAAACAAUUUGACAUUAUUUAAGACUAAUUUUGUUUUGGUAUUAUGAACAGUUUCUUUUUUCCGCUAGUGUAUUUUGUAAAAAUGUAAUUAUUCUGCUGGUCAAUAAGAUUAUAUGUAUAAAAGGCUAUCAGCUUUAUUUUUAAUGUCUUUUCUUUGACAUUGUUUGAAAGCACUUUAACAUACCAUAUUAGUUUUAUGUAUAUACUGUAUAAUUUUGUGAAUUAUCUUCACAUAUUAGAUUUUUAUGCCAUUAAGUGUAGGGUGCGAAUUAUGAAAUUACUACACUUUACUACAGCGCAGAUAGUAUUUUGUCUCUUGCUCAAUUUUUCAAUAUUCUAAGACCAUAUCAAACUGAUUCUAUGUUAAUUGUCUGUUUACAAUUUCAAACCCUACCUAACUGACAGGAAAAAAACACAUGAAAACAAAUCUUUUUUUUAAAAAAGGCCAAAAUAAAUGCAUUUGACCGCAGAUUCACCUAUGGAAAUCAAGAAGAACUUUUCAUAUUCAUUUGCAGGUCAUAUCACUGUUAUUUUAACAUUGAGCAGUCUUAAGAUUGAAAAAAAAAAUCUUUGCUAAAUGAAGAUUUUGGACAACAUUGUUUUUAUUCUGAAAGCUGGAAAAAUUAUGGUACCCAUCCGUUAACACUAAACAUUGAAUCAUUUUGGUAUGGCUCUAUCAUGAUAACUAUAUAUCCUCAGCUCUAUCUGGUAUUGGGAGUUGUGCUAGGGCUAUGGGUUUUAUUUAAAAAAAAAAUAUCCUUGUAUUUACCAUAAUGGGGGCCAUCUUAUGAAAGAUUGUAUUUUACGAUCUUUUCUUCAAAUCAAUAUUUCGGUUUUCGAAUAACAUCUUUCUCCAAAGAAAUGGUAGUACUUGACAAGCAACUGAUUUAUAAAGAAAAAUUGUUGAACUAUUAACACCAACAUUAUAUCACAACAUUGUAUCAUUAUGUCGUUAAAACAUAAGAUGGUCCCAUGGUAUCUCACUGUAUAUAUACAAGCAAUAACAAUGUAAACAAUGGUAUUGUUUUGUGGGACAAUGUUUUAAAAGUUGAGGCAUUACAAAUUGAAUUUUGAAUUAUACAUAUUUUUUUGACAUUUUAAUUUUCUUUACAGAAUGGUCCUUCAAAGGGACUCGCUUAAUUUUUGUCACUGUAAUGCAUCUGAAAACACUUCAUUUUUUUUGCUCUUUGAUACAGAAAUUCCAAUAUAUUUUUUGCUCUUUGGUACAGAAAUUGCAGAUAAAAAACAACUAUUAAAGUUUUAAAAACCUGGUUUUUGUGGGGAGCAAACUCAUACUGGUACUGUGAAGAAAAAAUAAGAAAACUGAAAACAAAACUGCUCACCUGCAACAACUUACAUAAUCUGAGGGAUAAUUUAACCUCUAAGCCUUCUGUUGAAAAGCGUUACUAAGCUAUUCCAAAUAGUUGACUUCAAAGACCAUAUUUGAGCAUAUGUAUUAACAUUUAUUGAAGGGUUCCAGCCAUCGGUAUCUUAGGAUAAAUAUCCAAAUGUUUGCCUCACUAUAUCUUCAUAAAAAAGUGCAUUUUACAGAACAUGAGCGAGUCUCUUUAAAUAGUAUAUUACCUUGUUAUUGCUACAUAUAGUUGUUGACUAUCAUAUACCCGAGUAAGUGUACCUGUAUCCAAAAUAUGAAUUACUUGUUUUGUUUGAUUUGAUGUCAAAAAUUCCUCACAUGAGAUUAUCAAGAUACAUUCUGUCAAUAGUAUCUCUGGCAAUUAAAUAAUGUCUGCAGCAAAAAUAAGAUGAAGUUUGUAAACUAAAAGAUUUAGGAAAAAUUUCACAUUUCCUAAUCUGCAUAUUUUGACUCCUUGCAUUACAUUUUGAUGUACUAAUUUCAUUUUGAAUUUUUAAAUGACAUUUAUAUGAGUGUAGAUAACUUUGCUUCACACAUCAAGGAAUUCAAGGACAUAGUACACUUCUUGCGUCUCUAAAUGUUUUGCACCACCAAUGGCAGCAGUUGGCAGGCACACCAGGGUGACUAAGACAAAUUGACAACUUUGUGGCCUUAAUCUUUGAGAAGGGAAUUUCAAUAAAUUGCUGUUGUCAGUUGAUCCUGGCAUCAAAACUUCCAUGAAAAUAAAAACAUCACAGUCUAUUUUCUACAUGGCUGCUUCAGAUGGCCUUUCGGGAAUCAUCUCAAUCUAAAACCAUAUAUGAAGGAGAAAAACAUUGAGAGGUGCACUAUUGUGAAAAAUAAAGGUUUACCAGGAAAACUUCUGCAAUGUUAAUAUGAAUACCUUUAGAAUUUUCGGUAUAGUUGAGUUUUAUUCAUGUACUUAUACAUUUAGUUUAGUUAUUACAGAUGGUAGGUCAGCAGAUAUCCAGGAUUAUUUUGUAUGAUAGCAUGAAAUACUGUACAUUAUAAAUUGAAUAUUGUUAUUAUUUAUGGUAAACUGAAAUAAAGCAAAUAUUUUGUUA